Messenger RNA from Leptopilina boulardi, 2601 nucleotides. RefSeq names its product hybrid signal transduction histidine kinase G-like. The transcript is spliced from 7 exons. Lineage: Eukaryota; Metazoa; Arthropoda; Insecta; Hymenoptera; Figitidae. Bases 507 to 2339 code for a protein of 610 amino acids. The record is from RefSeq and is a predicted model, not a curated record.
AAGGAAAAUUGGAGUAAUUAUUGUUACGGUCCUGGUAAAAAAAAGAAUUCUGUGGAAGUGGAGUUGAAGCCAAUUUUAGUGGCCCUGAGUGGCACGCCAUGUUUUUCAUCGAGUAAGGUGUGAAGUGAAGGCCGGGGUGAAAAAUCAUCUCUCGGGAUAUGCAGAGUCAAAAUGGAAAGGAGGCAAUAUUGUUUAUCCCACUGUAAGGCCUGUCAUCCUUGUAACGACGAUACCUCCACCAAUUGCGCACCUGAACCCGACAUUUAAUUCUACGAUAAAGGAACCAAAUAAUAAAAUAAUACUGUUAAACAUUCACUUAUAAUCAACAAGAAAAUUAUUCGUAGUAAUAUAUUAAGUCGGAAGAAGGAGUUGGAUCUGUUACAUUCAAGAAAUAAAAUUCCCAGGAACAAGAAAUUUUAAUCAUAAAUUGAAGAGAGGAUGAUCACCCCGGAAGUAGUAAAGAUCGAGGGAGUUAACGAGACUUGGAGGAAACUCCCGACGAGGGAAUGAGGAAUCCAGGGCUGCAUUUGGUCGGGAUAGCGGCGUCCCCUGGAGGAGGUGGGGUCUUUGGUACCAUGGCCGAGGAGGAGUUGCGCCAGUGGCUGGACACACGCUUGGACGAAUUGGGAAUUGACCCAGUGGCGUACUCGCGUUUUAUACUCAGCUUUUUGCGCCACCCCGACUCGGCCCUCACUCCUCCUGGAGAAGUUGUUACUGGUAAAGGAAAAGGACGUCGUUCCCGUGCACGUCCCAAAUCAAGACUACUACCGCUCCAAGAAGAUAAAGAAAAGAAACGUGCUGUUGUUCAAUGCCUCACAAGUGCCGCUGAUCAGAAAUGUGGAGUUGAAACCCUAGUUGAUGAAUUGUGUGCAAAAUUGCGAGAUUUAGAAGGAGGAGCUUCAAAAAACGAUGAGGAAAAUCAUGAGAAGGAAGUUGUAACAAAACCAGCAUUGGAAACUCUCACACCACAAGAUAGAGCUCUCAGAUAUUAUGCAGCAUUUCCAGCUUUACAACCAGCUACACCAAAAAAAUUUCAGCACAGAAAGGAGAAAAAUUUUGGCUCAACUAUUGUCAACAAUAACAACAUUAAUAAUAAUAAUAACAAUAAUAACAACAACAAUAAUUGUAACAACAACAGAAAUGGAAUUGGCAACAAAAACAACAAAAAUCGUCCAAAGAAAACUAAAAUGUCCAUUACAAUUGAAUCGCAGCAUGAGAGCGAGAAAGAAGGAUUUGGAUUUGCAAAAUUAAUGAUGGAACGUGAACGCGAUAAUGAAAAAGAAGAGGAAAUUGAAUUGGAUAAACUUCGACUCGCGCAAUUAACGGCAAAGUUUGAUGAGUCUUUGGAAGCUCUUUGGGAUACAGCAUCUGGCAAUUCACAAGGCACUGAUUCAAUCUGGGCAGCACCUUCGCUCUCAAUUCCAUUGAAGCCACUUUGGCCAACUGACGGCAAUGAUACAUCAUCGUUUACUGUUUCAACAACAUCGAGCAGCGAACACGUGGUGGAUACAACGCCGUUUCAGGAAUCUAUCGUUGACGACUCACCGCUUAUUCCCUGGGACCUUGAUUUAGUUGGCACUAAGGAACGUUCUGAUGAAAUCGCUAUCAAAAAUAACACACAUUAUAACGUGACUUGGUCAGAGACAUUGGAUGGCUCGUGGUGUUGGCGAAGUAUGGACAAGGAUGUUGUAACGACUAAUAAUACAAAUCAUAGUCCUGAGAAUAAUGAAAAUUCAAAUGUAUCAUCGAAAAAUAAUGAUACAAUUGGAAAAAAAGAGGCACGUUUCGCGCAGAAGGUAAACAGCCUUCAGGAGCCUGAUGAAGAUUUAUUGACAUCGGCACGCACUCAUUUUCGUCCAAUUCGUGACGAUGGGCAUUGGGCGGAUGGUACAACAUUUCCCGUUAAUGAUGCCAUUGAACGUGUCGCAUAUCAACGUAGUGAAUCGGGCAAUUUGCUCUAUUUACCGGGUGGCGAAAGCCCCUAUAUGGAAUAUCGUGAGAGCGAUGUGUCAACAACAUCAUCGUCAUCGUCAUCGGUGUCGACAAAUCUCACAUUGAAAUUUCGUGUGAGACAAUGCGACAAAUCGAUUCAAACAGAACCCAUUAGAUCGCCGGUCAAACGCAGAAUCCUGUCGGAACAAGAUCGAGUUUAUUAUUCAUCGUCCGACGUUGAAGAAACUGCAAAGCAAGAGAUUGAUGAUACGGAGAAGGAUUGUUUCUUUCUGGAACAAUUGGGUUGGACUCAGUCCAAUUUGCUCUUGCACAACGAGAGAAAAAGGAGAUACAGUAGCAGUUUUAGCUAUCGACCACUGACAGCUUUACGCCCGUUGACUUUAUAAAAGAAAAACAGGCUGUAAAUUCUGUUGUGAAACCCAUAUGACCGGCAAUUUAUGUUUUAGCUAUGUAUUUGUCAAAAAUAUAAGACAAAGAAACAAAAAGAAAAAAAUGGGCAAAACUGUAAUUAUUUGGCGUGUGGGGGUCCUCUUGGCAUGUGGAAUUUGUUAUGCAUGAAUCCAAGAUGGCAUUGUUACCUCCCUUGCCUCCUUUAGAAAAUAAAAAGCAGUUAUAUUAAAAAAAAACAAAAAAAAAAAAACAAAAAAA